AAACCCGACCUGCAUUGGCUCUGUUUCUGGCUCACACCUCUCUCUCACACACACAAGUCGCACCUUUGUUUAUUUAACCGCCCUUCCCACCCCAUCCCAACCUCCCACCCGUUCAUCUGAAGGUGCUCUAGAAACAAAACACGAGCGACAGAAGAAAAAAAAAAACCGAGUCUGCGAGGCUUUGCUCGUCUGCUUUUCUCACUGCUUACUCUACCUUCCUUGGUAACUCCUCUUCAUCGGCCGCCGUUAUCUUUAUCCAUCUCAAGACUCCUUCGAUCCGUCGUCGCCUGUCGCCUGUCGCAAGCGCAGUAAUAACAACGGCAACAACACCACCGCUAACACCGGUGCAUCUUGACGCAUCUUGUCGCAACGUUUCCACACAGCAAUCAAUAGCUCCUUGCCCGGCCGUUCAGGCUUCCGACCGCCCGCCAUGUUGUUCGCCGUCAUGUUCGCGGCGACGCGAUUCCUCCAAAUCGUCACCUUGAUCCCCACCAUGGGCAUGCUUGCCUGGUUCGUCGAUGGCUUCGUAAAGCGCAACGUAAUUGUUCCCGACUCCAUCCUUGUCCUCUUCAUCGUCUCCGUCCUCGCCCUCGCCUGGGCCAUCUUCACCCUCUUCAGCUACCACCGCAGCAGCACAAAUGCGCUCUUCGUCGCAGUCAUUGACCUUGGUUUUGUUGGUGCCUUCAUUGCCGCCGUCUGGUACCUUCGCGGCAUCAACUACGUCGACUGUACGAAUCUAUCUCGCGACGGCCGCUGGUCUGCAAACUUCCCCGGCCUCGUCACCAUCUCUGGGCCCCGCUUCAACCUCUUCACCGAUAAGCCCUGUGCCAUGCUCAAGGCAUCCUGGGUCUUUGGCAUCAUAAACACCAUUCUCUUCUUCUUCACCGCUGUUCUGGCCUGGAUGCACGGUGACCGCCUGUCCUCCAGCUACGAGCGCAAGUCCUACCACCACGGCCGUCACCGCCGCCACCGCUCCCACAGCCACCGCUCCCACAGUCGUCGCAGCUCCCACUCUCACCGUCGCGUCUACGUUUAAGACCUAUUCGAUCGAGAUUUACGACAAUCGCGCUGCAUUUAUUACUUUUCGGAGAGAGGGAAAUUUGAUGACUUGUACAAGAACGAGAUUAACAAGAAGACAAGAUGAUAUACCACGAUAUGAUAUGAUAGGAUGUGGAGAGCUUGGGACCGGUGCUCAGGGAUGGUUCAUGUAAUUCCAGGGACCCGGCGCAUGUAGUGGACGGCAUACCCGUUCAUGAUGACGAAUCUAAUGACAUUGAUUCACGACAUCUUCUUUCUGCCGUGC
This is a messenger RNA of Colletotrichum acutatum, 1303 nucleotides long. RefSeq lists its product as uncharacterized. Bases 431 to 1036 code for a protein of 201 amino acids. The record is from RefSeq and is a predicted model, not a curated record. Lineage: Eukaryota; Fungi; Ascomycota; Sordariomycetes; Glomerellales; Glomerellaceae. The transcript is spliced from 2 exons.